GAGAGGCCCCCGGAGAGGCGGCGGGGGUGAUGCGGUGGGGAGAAGUGUGGUAGUUGUGGAUCGCGACCCUUCAGCCCUCCGCAGCCAUGAAGUACAAGAAUCUUAUGGCAAGAGCCCUGUAUGAUAAUGUCCCCGAAUGUGCAGAGGAGUUGGCCUUCCGGAAAGGAGACAUUUUGACAGUGAUAGAACAGAACACUGAAGGUCUGGAAGGAUGGUGGCUCUGCUCCUUACAUGGCCGGCAAGGCAUCGUUCCAGGCAACCGUGUGAAACUCCUGAUAGGUCCAGUGGUACAGGACAGUCCUUCUAGCCUGGAUAUGCCCAGUUCAGGAUUGAUGCAUCAAUCCUUCAGCCAGCAGAAGACCUACCAAGUGCCAAGUUCACAUGCCUCGGCACGGGACCCGGUCUACCAAGUGCCACCUUCCCAUCUGAAUCAGGGAAUUUACCAAAUACCCACUGGUCAUGGUCUAGUAGGACAAGAUAUUUACCAGGUGCCACCCUCUAUGCAAAGAUGUAUUGAAGGUCCAGCUUUUACUAACAAAGUAAUAACUCCAGUCAGGUCAGGACAAGGUUAUGUUUAUGAAUUCCCUUCCAAAUACCAGAAGGAUACCUACGAUAUCCCCCCUGCUCGCCCUCUCCAAGGGAUAUAUGACAUCCCCCCCACAUCGGCUAAGGGACCUGCACUUGCAGUUCCCAUGGGAGAAGCAAAAUCCUUAGGAGUCUAUGACAUACCACCUGCCAAAGGGGUCUACGCUACACCUCCAUCUGCGUGUCGAGAUGACACAGGCCUGAGGGAAAAUGUGCAGGAUUUUUCGUCUCCAGUGGGCCACAGUCUAAGAUCAGAAGGAGUUUAUGAUAUUCCCCCUCCCAUCACCAAAGCAACUGGGAAAGAACUUAAUAGAUUUUCUCCUGAGAGCCUUUUAUUACCAGAUGGAGUGCCACAGAAACACAGCGUUUAUGACUUCCCCAUGAGUCAUCAAAACCAUUUUCUUGGGCAGCAAAUUGCACCUCAAAAAGAUGUGUAUGAUACGCCAAGAGGAACUGUGUUCCCAGGUCAACAGACAGGACUCAGUGAAAGUCUCCUCUCAGAAGGAAGAGAAGGUGUGUAUGAUGUGCCACCACCAGUCCUCCAAGAUACUAAAGGCUUACAGGAUGUAACUGAUGGGAUGAACAGGUUGUCUUUCUCCAGCACAGGAAGCACAAGGAGUAACAUGUCCACAUCAUCAACGACAUCAAAAGACUCUUCUUUCUCAGCAUCAACUGCACAGGACAAAAGACUAAUUCUUGAUCCAGACACUGCUAUAGAGAGGCUUUAUCACCUCCAGCAGAUGGUGGAGACAGCUGUCAAUAACCUCAUGGCCUUCGUUACGGCAGACUGGCGCUCUUACGGAUACAUGGAGAAACACAUAAAUGAAAUCCACUCUUCUGUGGAUAAAGUACAGCAGUCGCUGUUGGAGUACCUCCAGUUUGCAAAGGGAUCAGCAGCCAAUGCUUCCUGCCUGCCUGAGUUCAGCCUCCUUAACAAAAUGAGGAGGGAAGUGCAAAGGCUGGAGGACUCUCACCAGAUCCUCACCCAAACCAGUCAAGACUUGAACAGCUACAGCUGGUCUUUGAAUGUUCUAGCUGUCAACAGACAACAGAACAAGUGUGAUGACCUGGAUCGAUUUGUUAUGGUGGCGAGGACAGUCCCAGAUGAUGCCAAGCAGCUGACCACUACCAUCAGUGUAAAUGCAGAGGUGCUCUUCAAACAGGCAUUGAGCAGUUCACGUUUCAAAAACAUACCAGAGAAUAUCAUGAACUCUCCUGACUGUGUCUAUGACAAUCCACAGAAACAGCGUCACGGAGAAAAAGCACAGAACCACUGCAGUUCUCUUCCUCCUCUCCUGAAUAAAAGUCAGCACCCUCACAAUACCACCAGUGAGACCUCAGAAAAGAGCUGGAUGGAUGACUACGAUUAUGUUCAUCUUCAGGGAAAGGAAGAGUUUGAAAGGCAACAGAAAGAACUGCUGGAAAAAGAAAAUAUCAUCAAGCAGAGCAAAAUGGAGCUGGAGCACCACCAGAUCAAUCAGUUUCAACGUCUGGAGCAAGAGAUCAAAAAGCCAGUGGAGAACGACAUCUCAAAAUGGAAGCCACCUCAAGCUCUCCAGACUGCCAACAGCACUGCCACCUCCCAUGACAGCCAGCUGCUUUUAUUCUAUUCUGACCAAUGUGAGACUCACUUCAACAUCCUCCUAAAUGCCAUCGAUGCCUUUUUCAGUUGCGUCAACGCUUCUCAGCCCCCCCGGAUCUUCGUGGCCCAUAGCAAAUUUGUCAUUCUGAGUGCCCACAAACUCGUGUUCAUUGGGGACAUGCUCACAAGGCAGGUGACGACUCAGGACAUAUGCAGCAAGGUGAUGAACUCCAGCAACCAGCUGUGUGAGCUGCUGAAGAGUAUUGUUCGGGCUACCAAGACAGCCGCCUUGCAGUACCCCAACACAGCAGCCCUGCAGAAGAUGGUGGACCUCGUAACAGAGCUGUCCCGUCAGGCACAGUUGUUCAAACUCUCACUGGUCCGAAUGGCAUCCCUAUGAAAGCCAGAGGAAUCCAGUCCUCAAGAAGCAAAACAGAAAAGCAGACAAACUGGAGCUAUUUUUAAUGUAAAUGUUACCAUUUAUAUUUUUUUUAGAUAUUUUUUAUGAAAUAUUUUAAAUACGUUCUUUACCUGUUAGAGAAUCUAAUUAAAUCAGGGAUCUGGGAAUAUAUCUGGUUCUGUAUUAUGUUUCUAAAUACACAUUUAGAUUCUAUACACUGCGUAUAUGUAUAUGUUGCUACAUUCCCUAAAACAUCCAUUAAGCACCUUAAAAAUUAUGCAUUGGGUAAGCAGUGUGUAUCUUUUGUAUAUACUGCCUGUUUCCUCGGUAUAUUUGUUAACUGGAUGCUGCACUCUUUUUGUUCCAUUCCAUCUUGAUUUUGGCACAUGGACGUGGUUGUGAAACCGACUCGUAGCAAUCCAUGAAGCAAGUGUAAUGGUUCUCAUAGAACUCCAUUCCCUUCUUAGGAAUUACUUUCUAUAGUUUAAUUCCAUUAAAUUUAACUCUCCUCCUGAUGCUACUUUGUUAUAUACAGCACUGGGUUAUUCUGAGUAGCGUAUAUGCACAACUGCAACAAGCAGGGCAUCAAGCAAGGUGUACAGCAUUUGGGAGGAAAGCAUAUUAGGCUAUGUAAGGAACAGAACCUUCUAAGGAGGAAGGUUUUUAAUAUCUUACAGCAUUCAGAUUUCAGUAUUUCUAAUAGCUGCACAACAUGGGAUUUCCAAAGGUGGAUGGAUUCCCAGCAGUGUAAAUUCAUACACAUUUACCUUUUAUGCCCUUGCAUUGCUAAUUAAAAUUGACAAUCGGGCUGAAAAGCCGUAUUGUACAUGGGCUCAGAGUUAUCCUGAGAGCACCCCAGGAUCCAUUGGGUUCAUCUGUCAGGUUGCAAGUCAUCAAUGUCUCAAAAUACCAGUCCCUUCCAGAGAGGUUUACAUACAAAUUGUAAUUUGUAUGGAAAGAAAACAGCUUAAUUUGAAAUACCAGGUAAUUAAACAUCUCUCUAUCAUAUACACAAUUUAAUGACUAAAUAGCACUUAUUUUUCUAGGACAUAGGGAAUUAAUUGCAUCUGUUACAAUUCUCACUUAACAUUCAUCUCUUGGUCUUCUUUUCCAAAUUCUGUUGCAUAGGUGCUGGUCCUUCUGCACUACAAUGUUGCCAAAAAAAUGACCUCCUGUUUUAAUGGGGCCAUUCCUUCAGCAAGUACAUACUAUCCCACCCAGUGAUUUUCAGAUAAGACCCUCUGAAAUUUAGGAAUUUGGAUGCCAGAUGCUCCAAAACACACAUAAGCUCAUUUGUGACCGCUGCCUUCUGUGAGCCCUUUAAAAGCAAGUCACGGAACGCAUUUGCCUAUGGUCCUCAGACUGAGAAAACAGCUUCAAAGUGAGCAAUAGCUCAGGUAAAUUCCAGACAGUUCUGGCAUUUUCAAAGCCAGAACACUGGUGUCCUUAAAUAAUUCAAGGUUGCCCCACAUUGAUGUUUCCUGAGCGUUUGCACCAGCGAGGAGAUCACUGGUAAAUACAGAGCUGUGUGUUCAGUAGCAUCUACAAAGCAGGCACUUCUGCUUCCCCUCCCCCUUUCCUAGUUUGUAUCUAAACACGUGCCUUAUUGAAAUGGCCUCUUUUGCCUUAGAUAACAAAUGCAUGAAGUCUUGCAGCCUUAAUGCAGUGUUUCAGAAUGAAGACGACUGCUCUUGGCUACCAGAAUGUCACUUGCAGAAUCUUCCUGGAAGGGCAGCAGGAGCCACCACAACCUCAGGUGGCCCAGGGUCAGUUCAAGGGCUUGGCUCUGGCCUAACAUCCAGAAAGGGGAGUUACACUAUUGUAAGUGACAGACAGCUGCCAGAAAGCAGUCCACAUGAACCUGCUUUGUACUGGUGUUUGGGAUUCAUUUGAAUUUCCCUGUCCAUUUUUUUUUUCACUGUUAUAUUCUUAGAAAGUGGAAAAGUGUUUUGAAGCUUAGUGAUUAUGUUGAUAGUUCGUGCUUUCCAAAGGAGAACCUUUACUGCAAGCCCGUAUUACAAUUUGUUAUCUUGUAGAGAAUCAUCUUAAAGUUAUUAAAUGGCUAGCUUUUUUAUAUA
Calypte anna (Anna's hummingbird) is the source of this 4645-nucleotide messenger RNA. RefSeq names its product neural precursor cell expressed, developmentally down-regulated 9 (gene NEDD9). Lineage: Eukaryota; Metazoa; Chordata; Aves; Apodiformes; Trochilidae. Bases 87 to 2567 code for a protein of 826 amino acids. Gene Ontology annotation, biological process: cell migration; cell surface receptor protein tyrosine kinase signaling pathway. The transcript has 7 exons. Gene Ontology annotation, cellular component: cytoplasm; plasma membrane. Gene Ontology annotation, molecular function: protein binding. The record is from RefSeq and is a predicted model, not a curated record.